Molecule: messenger RNA, 3071 nt
Organism: Hemibagrus wyckioides
Lineage: Eukaryota; Metazoa; Chordata; Actinopteri; Siluriformes; Bagridae
Exons: 10
Coding region: 64-2106 (680 amino acids)
Biological process (GO): positive regulation of cell-substrate adhesion; extracellular matrix organization
Cellular component (GO): extracellular matrix
Molecular function (GO): protein binding; collagen V binding; heparin binding
Source: RefSeq, a predicted model, not a curated record
AUAAGAGUCUCACACACACACUCACACACUCCACUCAGUAAAUCUCACAUACCAGCAGGCAUCAUGUACUUGCGUCUAAUCUACACGUGUGUGAGUCUGUGUGUGUGUGUGAGCAUCAGCUGCAGCCUGCAAGCGAGUCGGAGGGAUGAGAGACAGAAGAGGCACGGCGUGGCAGCAACAGCUGGAUUUAGUACACCUGUGUAUCCAGUGCCCAGAACUCAGUGUCUGGUGAACGGGAUUCUCCUCUUUGAGGGAGCUGUUUGGUCUCCAGAUGCAUGUAACAUGUGCCAGUGUACAAAUGGUGUAGUUCAGUGCCAUGGCAUGUCCUGCCUGAAUACAGCUUCACCUGCCUCGAGGCUUCAGGGUGGACACCAGAGGGCAGGCAGCCAUGGAGUGAAGCUGGAGAAAAUGAGCAGGCAGAAGAACGUCCAUCCACAGACUGGAAAGAAGAAAGCGCCCCAGGGGAAGGUGAUUGCGGAGGUCCAGCCGAAGACAGCGCAGAGACCAGCAAAAGCUGUAAAAAAGAAGUAUGCACCAUCAUCACCACCGAAGAUCAAGCAGCAGGCAUCUGAGGUAGGACUUGGUAGGAAUUUCCCGGUGGCCACGCCCCCUGUCACCUUCCCAAAUCAGUUUGACUACGAUGACCACGAUGAUGACGACUAUCUGGAAGAUGAUAGUGACGCUGACGAGGAUGACGAUGACGCCCUGGUCUUACAGAACUCUCGCACCAGAAGUUCAUCGAUCAGCAGAAUGGCCGCGUCUCUUCCCCGGAAGCCGAGCGUACCUGUACCGCAGAGGCCCCUCCCUCCUCCCACACGGCAGCCCAGAGUCUUAGCACCUAGUGGAAGUGUGAGAGCUGGAGGGCGUGUGGUUAGAGGCAGAGUGGGCGGGGGCAGUGUGGUGGGUCGUCCUGUUAUUCGUCCCUCCACUCACAUGGCGUCACUCCCGGCUGGGUGUCUGCUGUCUGACGUUCUGAUUGCAUGCGGCAGCACCGGAUUGACCAGCAUGCCUCUCAUCAAAGACGCCAGCAUCCAGACCCUUUACCUGGCAGAUAAUAAAAUCAGUAAGAUCCCAGUCCGAGUGUUGCAUGGCCUGCCCAAUCUGCAGUGGCUCGACCUGAGCAAGAACAAACUGGAUGACACGUCACUGGGACUGAAUGUGUUCCGGAAUCUAACCAAACUGCAGCGUCUGAAUCUGGACGGGAACAAUCUGACCAAAAUCCCCCCACUGCCUCCAUCACUGCUGGAGCUGAAGAUCAACGACAACAAACUGAGCGGACUCACACCUCACAGCUUUAAAGGUUUGUCCCAGCUGCUGACUCUGGAGCUGGAGGAUAAUCAUUUCCAUGAUGGAAACGUUUCUCCACUGGCGUUCAGGGCCCUCAAGAAACUCAUCAACCUCCGACUGGAUGAUAACGACUUCAGAGCCAUUCCCUCCGGACUGCCUGCAUCACUAAAGGAGCUGCAUCUGUCAGAUAACCGGAUUGAAGUGGUUCAUGCUGGACUCCUCAAUAAGACAGUGAACCUGCGUGUCCUGAAUCUGAGCCAUAAUAAGAUCCGAGAGGACCGGAUUGCACCGAGGGCCUGGAUACACCUACGUAAGUUGGAGACGUUGGAUCUGUCCCAUAAUAAACUGGUCCAUGUCCCGUCCUUCCUGCCGGUCGGUCUCGUCCAGCUCACGCUGCACCACAAUCAGAUCGAGAGGAUCCCGGGAUACGUGUUCGCUCACAUGCAGCCUGGCCUCGUCUCAAUCCACCUCUCAUACAACCGCCUUAGAGAGGACGGCAUCAACGAAGUGUCCUUCCUCGGCCUUCGGCACUCCCUAAACGAGCUGCUGCUGGACCACAACCAGCUCCGAGAGAUUCCACGAGGCAUUGUCCAGCUCCGCGCCCUCCACGUCCUCCGCCUCAACCACAACUACAUCAGCUCUAUCUCCGUGAACGCUCUGUGUGACAUCACCGCCCGUGACGACUCGCCUCUGCUCUCCGUUCACCUGCAGAACAACCUGAUUGACCGGCGUUCAGUCCCGCCCACUGCACUCACCUGUAUUAAAGAGUACAGCAGUGUGAUCCUGCAUCCUCAGAGACAUGAACAGGUGUAUGAGUGAACACACACACACACACACACACACACACAGUUCUAAUACAAAAACAUAAAACCGAGUAACAGGUGCCCACAGGACCUAGGGGGCGGGGUUAUGUCAUCACCAUGACAAGUUAUUGCUGUAAUAAUGUAAUAAUCCUGUUCUCACUGAGAAUCAUUUUGUGAUAGUUGUCAAUAUAUUAAAAAUAUUUUAUCGACUUGCUUUUUAAAAACAUGUGUAUAACACAUGUAUAACAGAUGUAUAACACGUGUAUAACAAGUGUAUAACAAACUGCUGUAUAACGAGUAGCUUUGAGUCGCUUUAUGAAUGAAACGUUAGUCAGAAUGACGGAGAAACUGUUAGCUCUGAUCCAGUGCAGUGAGACGUGAGUGAUGUGAUGCGAUUGAGGUGAUGCGGAUGUUUAAAGUUGGAGAAAAAUAUUGUUUCUUCAUCGAACCGUAACUUCUACACGCCUGAAAUUCAGAGCCUCAGCGUCUGCUCACUGAUGUUUAAGUUGAAUAAAAGCAUUUUGUUCUUAUAUAGUGGUGUUAUUUACAUAUUUAAUGUUAAUCCAAGUUUAAAUACAGUUACAGUUUUUAAUAGAGUUGUGUUUUUAUAUAAACAUAUAUAUGUUUCAUCUUCCUGUUUCCAUUAAAGCUCUAAUCUUCCCUUUACUUCCUGUUUCAUUCCUUUAUUCGAACCUAUGGUUUCCAACGGCUUUAAACAUUCGUAUAGGAGAAAAUUUUAUAUAUAUUGUAGAUAUUACUCAGAUCUGUGCAGUUACACGUUGUGUGUCAGGUGUGCAUCGGGUGUGUGUGUGCGUUAGGUGUGUGUGCGUCAGGUGUGUGUGUGUAUGUCAGAUGUGUCUGUGUGUCAGGUGUGUGUGUAUUGAGCAUUAUCUUCUUUAGUUGUGUGCAGUCUGUUUAACGUUCCUGAUUCGGCAUUUCGAAUAAAUCACUCGCGUGUCACAAACAGCACAGCCUUGGCUA